This is a messenger RNA of Erinaceus europaeus (western European hedgehog), 886 nucleotides long. Its product is annotated as tyrosine-protein phosphatase non-receptor type 11-like. The transcript is spliced from 4 exons. The record is from RefSeq and is a predicted model, not a curated record. NCBI's taxonomy places the organism in Eukaryota, Metazoa, Chordata, Mammalia, Eulipotyphla, Erinaceidae. The coding region runs from base 200 to 871 and encodes 223 amino acids.
AGGAGCGAACCGGGCUUAUAGGGGGCGGCUGCACAAUCUCCGGGAUCCCCAGGCCUGGAGGGGGGUCUGCGCGCGGCCGGCUGGUUCUGCCCGCCCGUCCGGUCCCGAGCGGGCCUCCCUCGGGCCAGCCCGAUGUGACCGGGCCCAGCGGAGCCUGAGCAAGGAGCGGGUCCGUCGCGGAGCCGAGGGCGGGAGGAACAUGACAUCGCGGAGAUGGUUUCACCCAAAUAUCACUGGCGUGGAGGCCGAAAACCUUCUCUUGACGCGGGGAGUUGAUGGCAGCUUUUUGGCUAGGCCCAGUAAGAGUAACCCUGGAGACUUCACACUUUCUGUUAGAAGAAAUGGAGCUGUCACCCACAUCAAAAUUCAGAACACUGGUGAUUACUAUGACUUGUAUGGAGGGGAGAAGUUUGCCACUUUGGCUGAGUUGGUCCAGUAUUACAUGGAGCACCAUGGGCAACUAAAAGAGAAGAAUGGCGAUGUCAUUGAACUCAAAUACCCUCUGAACUGUGCAGAUCCUACCUCUGAAAGAUGGUUUCACGGACACCUCUCUGGGAAGGAAGCAGAGAAAUUGUUAACUGAGAAAGGAAAACACGGCAGCUUUCUUGUCCGAGAGAGCCAGAGCCACCCUGGGGAUUUUGUCCUCUCCGUUCGAACUGGUGAUGACAAAGGGGAGAGCAAUGACGGCAAGUCAAAAGUGACCCACGUCAUGAUCCGCUGUCAGGUAAGGCCCAGUGCUGCUGUGGGUCUGGCGCAGAGUUUCCUGCUGGCGGAAGACAGGCUCCACUGCUCCCAGAGUCAGAUUUCCUUUUGCUGGAAGUUUGGGCUGCUGCACUGGUUUGCUCCCAGUGUCUCAUCAUUCCAGAGCUAGAUUAAAUUAUUUAUU